GACGCGAGACUCGACCUCGACCAUCAAUCUCCUCCUAACACUCAUUCUUCGAUUCAUCAAGGCUUUGCAUCCUCUAGAUUGUGCAGGCGAUAUCUGAAUAGAGUCUACUUGUUGUAGUCUACAUCCUGUUGUAAGAUGGCUUCACACUCCUCCAAAGAGAAUACGCCCUUGCCUUCCACGCAAGAUACGUAUGUUAUGGAUACCGACUCGCAACCAGCCACGAAAAGACGAAAACUUGGACCAUCUGGUCCUUCAUUUUCCACUUCUCAGCAGAAUUCAGCAGAACCGUCCUUUGCGGAGGUCCUCCAAAGGCUGAAAGACGAAGCUGGAGAAUCGAAAGACGCGGAAGGUGGUGCUGACUUAUGGGCCAGGCCUACCCUUCCUCCGAUCAAUGAAAACCGGGAUGCUAUCAUCUUCCAACAGAUUGAUGUUGAAGACUCUGCAGACUCUCCAGGCGGCGGACUCGGCAUUAGAAUGUUUGGCGUUACAGAUACUGGACACAGUGUCCUUGCGCACGUUACAGACUUCUUACCCUACUUCUACGUAGCGUGUCCCCGAGGACUUCUGUCAGAUGAUCUCCAAAUGUUAGAGCUUACCCUCAAUAAUCAAGCAAGUGGCGGCGUUGUGCGAAAUGCCGAGUUCGUUCAGAAGAAGAGUCUCCUGAAUUAUCGAGGUGACGCGGCGGUCCUCUUCAUUAAGAUCACGCUAGCCGAUCAGCGAAGUCUGCCUAAAAUUCGAGGCCUUUUCGAGAGAGGCGAAGUACGUUUCAAAGGGGAAUUCUUUAUUGAUGCCACUCCAACGUAUGAGAGCAACAUCGCCUAUACCCUACGUUUCAUGAUCGAUACCAGAGUCGUUGGAAUGAACUGGAUUGAAGUUCCCGCGGGUAAAUACAAAUUGGUCACUGGAAAGAAGAAGAGGUCCCAAUGUCAGAUUGAACUGAGUGUCAGAUGGGACGAUUUCAUCUCACACACGCCCGAGGAGCAAUGGUCAAGGAUGGCGCCAUUACGCAUUCUCAGUUUUGAUAUCGAGUGUGCCGGUCGAAAAGGUAUCUUUCCAGAAGCGCAUACAGACCCUGUUAUUCAGAUUGCGAAUAUGGUCACUCGUCAAGGGGAGAGCAAACCAUUCAUUCGUAACGUCUUUACCCUCAAUACCUGCGCACAUAUUGUGGGCUCGCAAGUACUCUCGUUCACAGAUGAAGCCACCAUGUUACAAGCCUGGCGAGAUUUUGUGGACAAAGUCGAUCCCGAUGUCGUAAUCGGAUACAAUAUCGCCAACUUCGAUCUGCCAUAUCUUUUGGAUAGAGCCAGGGCACUGAAAGCUACCCACUUUCCGUACCUCGGAAGACUAGAGAAUGUGAAAUCUGUCACGAAGGAUACUCACUUCUCAUCGAAAGCCUUUGGUCAACGUGAUUCGAAGGAGACGUCACUGGACGGGCGUUUGCAGGUUGAUAUUCUGCAGUACAUGCAACGUGAAUAUAAGCUUCGGUCGUAUACCCUCAAUUCCGUUUGUGCCCAAUUCUUAGGCGAACAGAAAGAGGAUGUGCAUUAUUCCGUCAUUACGGAACUGCAGAAUGGUACCCCAGAAUCCAGAAGGCGUCUCGCUGUAUACUGUCUGAAGGAUGCAUACCUCCCGCAACGGCUCAUGGAUAAGUUGAUGUGCUUCAUCAACUAUAUUGAGAUGGCCCGUGUCACUGGCGUCCCAUUCAACUACCUUCUGUCACGAGGACAGUCCAUCAAGGUCCUAUCUCAACUAUUCCGCAAAGCGAACGACGACGGAUACAUUAUUCCAGCGCUCAAAGGCGAAGGGUCCGAUGAACAAUAUGAAGGUGCAACAGUCAUUGAACCCAUGAAGGGAUACUAUGACGUGCCCAUCGCAACCCUGGAUUUCAGCUCACUCUACCCCUCCAUCAUGAUGGCGCAUAAUCUGUGCUACACCACGUUGAUAGAGAAACCCAUGAUUGAUCGUCUAGGACUAGUCAAAGAUGUGGAUUACAUUCAGACGCCUAACAAUGAUUUCUUUGUAACUACCAAGAAACGGAAGGGACUGCUGCCAACAAUCCUGGAAGACCUGAUCGCAGCGCGAAAGAGGGCGAAGAAUGAUCUGAAGAAUGAAACUGACCCGUUCAAGCGUGCUGUGCUUGACGGACGGCAGCUGGCUCUGAAGAUUAGCGCAAACUCUGUCUAUGGAUUCACUGGUGCCACCAUCGGAAAGCUUCCAUGUCUUCCGAUAUCUUCUAGCGUUACCGCAUAUGGUCGACAGAUGAUUGAAAAGACCAAACGAGAAGUCGAGGCCGAAUACUCGACUGCGAAUGGCCAUUCGCAUGAUGCCGUAGUCAUCUAUGGAGAUACCGACUCCGUCAUGGUUAAGUUUGGACCCACAGACUUGCCUACAGUCAUGCAGCUAGGCAGUCAAGCAGCAGAGUUUGUGACUGCGAAGUUCAUCAAGCCCAUCAAACUUGAGUUCGAGAAGGUGUACUUUCCUUAUCUUCUCAUCAGUAAGAAACGAUACGCUGGGUUAUACUGGACCAGGCCAGACAAAUAUGACAAGAUGGAUACGAAAGGUAUUGAGACUGUCCGCAGGGACAAUUGCCGCUUGGUGUCCACGGUGAUAUCGACUUGCUUGCAUAAGUUGCUGGUAGAUCGGGAUGUGAAGGGCGCUGAAGACUAUACCAAGCAGGUCAUUUCCGAUCUAUUGCAGAAUAAAGUCGAUAUGUCACAAUUAGUUAUUACCAAAGCUUUGGCCAAGUCAGAUUACACUGCAAAGCAAGCUCACGUCGAGCUGGCCGAACGAAUGAAGAAACGUGAUGCAGGCUCAGCACCUGCUCUCGGUGACCGUGUUGCGUACGUUAUUAUCAAAGGCGCGAAAGAUGCGGCGGCGUAUGAAAGAUCAGAGGACCCUAUCUUCGUUCUUGAGAAUAAUAUGCCCAUUGACACGAAGUACUACCUGGAAAACCAGUUGUCCAAUCCUUUGAUGCGUAUCUUCGAACCUAUUCUGGGCGAGAAAGCGUCGUCAUUAUUGUCUGGUGAUCAUACACGGACUAUCCAGAUUGCAACUCCAACAGUCGGUGGCUUGAUGAAGUUUGCUGUGAAGACCGUCACUUGUCUGGGCUGUAAGACGCCUUUGCGGCCCUCCAACAGUGUCAAGAAUGGUGCUGUGUGCAAUAAUUGUCGUCCGAGAGUCGGAGAAUUACAUCAAAAGCAGGUCAUGAGCACUUCCGAACUUCAAGUCCGCUUUUCACGACUAUGGACCCAAUGUCAACGGUGUCAAGGCUCUCUUCAUCAAGAUGUCCUGUGCUCGUCGAGAGAUUGUCCCAUCUUCUACAUGCGGAAAAAGGCACAAAAAGAUGUGGAGGAUGCUAGUGCCGUGUUGGAACGAUUCGAUAACGAGGCAUGGUGAUACGUGUACGUCCUUAAGAGCAAUUGGUUGGUCUCUGUGAUAUAAGGUACUUUUGUAUAAUAUUCUCCAUACCCUGUGUAAUAUGUCUUUGUCUGAGCCCCCUAAAGCUGAGCUUACACUAAUUCAUGAGCAGAACUAGUCCUCAUGAAUUCUUCGGCAUC
Messenger RNA from Somion occarium, 3557 nucleotides. The record is from the annotation of a GenBank genome assembly. NCBI's taxonomy places the organism in Eukaryota, Fungi, Basidiomycota, Agaricomycetes, Polyporales, Cerrenaceae.